This is a messenger RNA of Entamoeba dispar SAW760, 456 nucleotides long. RefSeq lists its product as uncharacterized. The record is from RefSeq and is a predicted model, not a curated record. Lineage: Eukaryota; Evosea; Mastigamoebida; Endamoebidae. Bases 1 to 456 code for a protein of 151 amino acids. The transcript has a single exon.
AUGCCUAACAAUAAAAUUUCAACUAAAAGAAUUCAGUACGCUGUACAAAAUGGCGUCCUUGCUUUAUUAAUUAAAGAAAAUCAUGCAACUGUUUUAUUCCAAAAACCAGCAAAAAGAAGGUGUAAAUGUUUUAAAUCAACUCAAUUAGUAAUUAGUGAAAUUUGUACAGAUAUUUUGGGAACAAUAGAUGUACAAAAAGAAAUAACGACAGGAAGGCUUUCAUGUCAGCAAGAGUUAGUAGUACAAAUAUUAAAACAAUAUAAUUAUGUUAUUACUUUUAAGCAAACAAGAAAAAAUUCAAAAACAGCUAAAGACAUUAUUUUACAAGUAAGUUCUUUAAAUGGAACAAAUUAUAAAUUAGAAGAUUUAAUAAAGUUAGGAGUUACUUUAGAAUUAUAUCUUCGUACUCAAAACAGUAAUUUGAUAAAAACUGAUUAUUCAAUAUUUUUUUUUUAA